CCAACUUCAGAGUGUUCAGGACUGUGUCUACUCCCUGGAAGGAGGCAUAUAGGGGUGUGGAAGCCUGCAGAGGGCAAAAGGUGCAGGGGAUGCCCCAGCUUCAUUAUUUCCCAGGGGGAUCCAUUCCGGUUUUGGACAGCCAUGGUCAAUGCUGAUUCCUGUAUGUGUAAAGACACUCCAGCUGCCAGGGAGUGAGAACUGAGGGGGUCAGCGAUCCACCAGCUGUGAGGCAGCCGUCCCGCCGGCAGCUCUUGGCUCAGGUGACAAAGAAGGAGUUGUGAGUGCAAGAACCCCAGGCCGGCGACCAGCCCAGAGCACAGGGAGCAGGACUGAGCGGGUGGGCUCAGGCUGGUGUGAACAUGAAGGCAUUCUGCAGGGCUCUGCUGGCUCUGUGCUGGGCUUUCAGGGUUGGAGAAUCGCGAGAGAGCCUCCCGAUGCAGAGCCUGCACUGCUACAAUGACUACACCUCCCAGACGACCUGCACAUGGCAGGAAUGCACAGCGGCACGUCGCUUCCUCAAUGUGACUCUUUACCAUGAGGACAAUUUAAACAAUAACAGCACGCAGAUGCCAUGUGAGCCUCAGGGAACCAAGAGGUUGCCUGACUGCCAGGACUCCUGUGUCUGCUGGAGCUGCCACAGGAACAGCACCCUUUUUGCUAUGGGGGUGAAUGAUACUUACACUUUCAAACCUGAUCGGUUGCUGCAGGCCGAGCUGAACGUCAGCCUCUUCCAGCAUGUCCAGCCCCUCCCACCUCAGAAGCUCUGGAUCAACGUCACAGAAGCAGGUGACUUCUUGCUGGCCUGGGAAGCAGCUGAAGGGAGUAAGAGAAGCCACUGGGUGCAUGAUGAAUUGGAGUUUGAAGUGACCUACAGGAGGGAGUGGGAAUCCUGGGAGAACUCUUCCUCGGUGUCAGUCGCAAAGUCCUCCCAUUACCUGCUGAGGCGUGAUGCCCUUGUGCCAGGCAGCACCUAUGUAGCUCGUGUGCGAUCCAAGCCGAGCCAGGGCGCUGGUUGGUCUGGGCAGUCCAGCGAAUGGAGCACUGCUGUGUCCUGGAAGUCCCAGGAAGGGGAUGAGGCUCAGCCCAAGAACCUUCGCUGCCUCUUCAAUGGGGUUGAUCGGCUAACGUGCAGCUGGGAAGUGAGGAGAGAGGUCACCAGCUCUGUCUUGUUCACGCUCUUCUACAGAACCCCACCGGCAUCAGAAGAGACAGAAUGCUCUCCAGUCCAUGAGGAGGAAUUGCCUGGCAGCCACUACCAGUUCCACAGCUGUGAGAUCAAUGUCACCAACCCCAGCAGGCUGAGCCAGUACUUCAUAACUGUCCGGCCCAAGAAGGAAGAGAAACUGAUUAAAGCCUACAAAAACAUCAAGCCACUUGCACCUGUCAACGUGACAAUGACAAAGACAAAAGACCUGAAGUAUGAGCUGAGGUGGACAAAACAGAUCCUAAGCUUUGAGCAUAUAGGCCAGAGAUAUGAAUUCUUGUAUUGGAAGACUGGUGACUCCAUAGAGAAUGCCCAGCUUGUAAACAUCAGCAAUGACAAGCCUCCCCUCAUCUUCACCCUGCAGAUGCUGGAGCCCUCCACACACUAUAGGGGGAGAAUGCGGGCAAGGGUGCACUUGGGCGGCUACAAGGGGCCCUGGAGCGAGUGGAGUGAGGAGUGCACCUGGGAAACUGAGAGUGACGAGUCACAACUGAUUCUCCUACUGCUGGUCCCAGUCUUCACCACCAUGCUGAUAGCAUUUGGCUGGUGCAUUUAUAGAUGCCUACUCAGCAAGAAGAAAAAAUGGGAGGAAAAGAUUCCAAAUCCUGGCAGGAGUCAGCUGCUCCAGAGCUACCUCCAGAAAAUACAGCUCGGGAUUCCGCUGCCAAGCAGCCAGCUGGACUUUGGCAAGCAGAGCCCUUCUGAGAAGACGGACCUGGCCAGCUGCAUCCAAGUGCUGGAUGGACCGAUGAAAGUUAAUUCAGCAGAGCUCCCUGCAGCCUUGGCCGAUAGGAUGAUGUGCUUCCUUGGUGCACUGGACCCAGAGAACCCGUAUCAGACUCUUGAAAUGACAACUCCAGCUCCACAUCCGGCAGCCCCGGCUGGCUGCCAUUCAAGUCAGGGCACCAGUCAGUCCCUGUCGCCAGCCACGCUCCCCUGGAGGAUCAGUGCUAAGGUCACUGCUUCUCAGGCACCCAUGUCCUGCUUUGACUUUAAUGGUCCAUACUUGAGCCUCCCCCAUGGGUGCUCCCUGCCUGACGUUCAUCAGGACUGGGAAGCUGCCCCACUGGGAACCAGGGAGAGGCUAGUGUCCCUGGAGUACGUGUCCCUACCCCAGGGGGCCCCUUCCCAGACCCUGCUGGUGGGGGAGGAGAGAGGAGCAGCUCAGCUCCACCCCAUCUCGCUUCCUGCUCAGAAAGAGAUGAAGCAGCCCCUUGCUGGAGGGCAAGAAGGGCCACAAGGCCAGCCAGCAGGUGGGGAAGUGGCGCAAGGGGACUCCGAAGGUCAAAGGUCACCUAUUGCUGCCAUCUUAAACAACUCCUGUCAGAAAUUGCCAUCAGGAUACGUCACCACGGAAGAUCUGUCACUGAUGCCAGCAAGAGACUCUGCCCAUCUGUCCCCUGCACUGGCCCUGCCAGAGGUAAUUCUCACUGCUUCUGGCAUGUUGUCAUCCAACCCACAACUGCCCCAUGCCACAGAGAGCACCCCUAGCCCUGAGUUGGGACCUGAAAAACUUUGUGUCACAGUCCCACUUCCGUCUCCAGCAUCAGCCAAUCUCUCUGGAAUUGAGAGCUACGUUAUGUUCCCCAAUGCUCUCUAUGGCACCCCAGAACCCAAUUGUUUUCCCCCACCCAUCCUCUCAGAGGGGGUUGAUUUAGCUAAAGCAGAGCCUGGGCAAGAGGACAAUGUGAUCAUGUUCAACCCCGACGGCACCGGGCCAGUUUUUCUACGUCAGGUGGGGGAAUACUGCUUCUUUCCCGGCCUCAAACCUGGUGAGAAGACCCCCAUGGGUGAGAAAGACCCCCUGGCUGAUCAGACAUCAGAAGCCAGACAGGCAUUUGGAAAGCCGCCCUGUGAUGGAGGAUCUGUCAAUGGCGAGCAAGAGCCUGCACUUCACAUGCAGGCCAUUCAGCUCUUCAAAACCCUGAAGUGUGACGAUUACUUUGUGUUGCCUCCGUGGGCAGGACAGGAACCGGCUUUCAGGGCCAAGGAACUGUGCUAGCGCUGUGAGAGGACUGGUGAGGGCAAGAGAGCAGGUGAAUGGAUGAAAAGUCUCCCACUCGAAGCAUGUUGCCUCUUCUUGUCAUCACUGUUUCCCCUUCUGAACCCAGGCAGGAAAAACACAAAGGGCAAUUCUUCUUCCCAGCCCUCCUUCUUCCAAAGUGCGUGGCGGAUGUUAAUCAGCACCAUGUCUUCCUCAGCUGUAUCAGUGUCCUUGGCUAGAGAAACCAGGAAACCUAUCCCCAUGGGAGAGAUCUGCUCAUCCUCCUGCCAUUAUCACGUUAGCCUUGCCAUGCUUCUGCUGCAAUGUAAUGUUGAGUUCAGCGCAAACUUCACGGCAUGAAUGAUCAAACGUCAUGUCAUGGAUAAGAUUCUGGUGCAAGCACCUGGACUGAAAUGCCUCGCAUUCUGAAAACAGAUCUAGUUUUUUAGAGAGAUAAUACCCAUCCAGAAGAAUUAGGGUAUGUCUACACUACAAGAGUAGUUCGAAUCAACUUAAGUCGAAUUUGUAGAAUCGACCUUACAAAGUCGAAUUUGUGUGUCCACAGUAAGGACACUAAUUCGACUUUGUGAGUCCAC
This is a messenger RNA of Mauremys mutica (yellowpond turtle), 3784 nucleotides long. It is a transcript of the gene CSF2RB, whose product is annotated as colony stimulating factor 2 receptor subunit beta. Gene Ontology annotation, biological process: cytokine-mediated signaling pathway; immunoglobulin mediated immune response. Gene Ontology annotation, molecular function: protein binding; cytokine receptor activity. The record is from RefSeq and is a predicted model, not a curated record. Gene Ontology annotation, cellular component: external side of plasma membrane. The transcript is spliced from 14 exons. The coding region runs from base 360 to 3206 and encodes 948 amino acids. Lineage: Eukaryota; Metazoa; Chordata; Testudines; Geoemydidae.